Messenger RNA from Chara braunii, 2430 nucleotides. The record is from the annotation of a GenBank genome assembly. NCBI's taxonomy places the organism in Eukaryota, Viridiplantae, Streptophyta, Charophyceae, Charales, Characeae.
UGGUUGCCAAAGGGGUUAAGGAUCUGGCUGACAGUGACAGUGACAGUGACAGUGACACCAUGUUGUUAUCAUCCACUCGUCAGCCCUUAUACUCCUUCACAGAUACCUACCUACCAUCGGUAGGCUGUCGAAAUCCUGCUGCGCAGAUGACCAUCGCCGAGAAUGCCGGUCAGUCUGCCGCUGUAGAAGGCACGGCAACGGUCCACGACAUGCGGGGAACUUCUCUGCACAGGUGCUCUAGGACUGAUGCAUCUGACCAGGGAACUUCUCUGUAUUCGGAAUCCCGGCUGACAUUACUGGAGGAGAUGAUGGUAGUCCAUUGCUUGCCAUUCGAGCUUCUUGAUUGCCCAUUCUUCGAAAAGUUUGUGGACGAGUACGGUCGGGCUCCUCCGUCUUUGGUGAGCUGCUCAGGUGAUGCAAAGGCAUCUUGUGCGAGGCUGAAAAUGCAGAGGGAGCGAGUGGACAGAGAACUUGCACACAUCAAGCAGUCUUGGCCAACUGUAGGUUGCAUGAUAGAACUUCACAAAUGGAUCGAUCGGCCAGGCCAUGAGUUCAGGAACGUCAUCGUCUCUUCUCCGAGUGGCAAUGUUUUUUUGAAAAGCGUCGAUGUAACAAGGAAGGGAAGGAGCUUAGAGGCGUACAAAGCUUUUUUGUGGGAUGCAAUCGAUGAGGUGGGCACGGAAAAUAUUGUCGGCAUUGUCUUGGAUGAUGCAGCAGUGUUUCGAGCGCUCGGCUCUGUUAUCGAGGUUGAGUUCCCAAGGAUCUUUAGUCUAGGAUGUGUGGCUCAUGGGAUCUGCCUUAUGCUGCACGACAUCAAUAAUCUUCCGUUCGUCCGCGAAGUAAUUCCAAAAUGCCGCAAGGUCACUGACCUCCUUACAGGUAAUGAAGCGGUUUCCCAGAUUUUCCAUCGUCAAUCGAAAGGGCAGAAACUUACGACGCCGUACGAAGCUCGGGUUUCGACCAAUUUCCUGAUGUUGCAGUCCCAGCUUGCGCUUCGGCAAGCUAUCGAGGCCACGGUAUGGGAUGACAAGUUCUUGGCUCUUGCACUGUCGGAUGAAACUCUUCACCAGGUUCGGAAAGGGUUCGAGCUCUGGGUGUACUCGUGGUGCAAACCGGAGCAAUACAAUGCUGUCACAAGGGAGGUACAGAUGUGGGAAGAGCAGGAGGGGGAUUUAGGCAUCAGCAUGGCAAGGUUGGAUGCUCAAAGACUAUUGCCAACAAACUGGUGGCAGAAGUACGGCAAAGAUUUAAAAGUCCUUCAGCCACAGGCUGUGAGGCUAUUGGGCCAGGUGAGCUCUUGCAGCAGCGAAAGGUUGCGCUCACUGUACACACGUAUCCACCGUUCACAAGACAAUGGGUUGAACUUGAAUUCAAGUGACCUGUCGGACCUUGUGUUCUGUAGGGGGAACAUGAAUUUCCUGCUUGAUACACGGAAACGCAAACGCAAAGUGAAUCAUGGUGAGCUUAGAGGAAAGACGAUCGAUACUGUCUUCGCAUCUGGUACGUCUCUUGGAAGCAGCAGUGGUACAGGGAAAACCAGCAGCCAUAAGUCAGGUAAUCUUUUCGAAAAAGGGGCAUCAGAAGCUGCUGUUCUCGCCUCGGCCAAGAGAAGAUCCGGUUCAGCAGACUCGAUCAAACCUUGCCAUGGUGGUCCCAGCAAGAAGGUUGAAAACGCUACGGCCCCUCUCUUGAGGCCCUCGUCAGGAGUCAAUCGCGGCUUACCACGGGCGACAACUUCCGGUGUAACAGAGCAAGCGGAGACCAGCAGGGCGGGAACGCAAAUUGUGAGUCGAAUGCUGUCGCCUUUUCGUAGAAUGGUUCUUGCGUUUCCGAGCUCGGUAUGUGCACUCUUUGGUGGUGACACUGGUGAGGUCUCAGUGAGAAACAAUAGUACAUCAGUGGGAGCUGCAGUGUGUGUCCAGAGUGAGGUUAUGGCAAGUGUUCCAAGACCUCCUGCUUCCAUGGCUGUGAGAACAGGAAUAACGGGAAGCCACGACAGCAAGGAGUUUCACCAAGUGAUAGGAGGCGGGUUAGUGGGAGGAGAGGAGGUGCAUGAUUGCUGCAGCGGUGGCGACGUCACUCUGCCAGAGCUGGUUUAUACAAAAGAGAGAGACUUGCAAGAUGAAAGAGAUGACCUGCAGGCUGAUAAUAUCGAGGGUAAGCUAUCCUGGCUGAUUAGCACUGCACCCGGGAAAUAUAUGCGCCGACUAAGGAAGGCUGAGGACGUCAAACCAGGAAAAGUAAAAAGUAAAUUCACUGUGGAAGGUGCAAAAAUGGCAGCCACGGCGAGGCAUCGCGGUCUCGUAGACUUGAACAAGGAAGACUGUGUGCUGCAGGGAGGGAGAAGGAAGCGGAAGGAGGUUGAAAUCCCAAAGACUUCCACCGUCAAAAAAGCAAAGGCCUAGCUCAGUUGGUAUACCCAUGAACUGC